Molecule: messenger RNA, 2196 nt
Organism: Wyeomyia smithii (pitcher-plant mosquito)
Lineage: Eukaryota; Metazoa; Arthropoda; Insecta; Diptera; Culicidae
Product: transmembrane protein 181
Exons: 5
Coding region: 338-1969 (543 amino acids)
Molecular function (GO): toxic substance binding
Source: RefSeq, a predicted model, not a curated record
AAAAUCCCCUUCUACUCCAACUUACAAUAUACCAAAGUACAGCAAGAUUUUCUCGGCUGGAAAAAGUUUGUUUUGACAGGGAAUGAAGUAGUCAAUUGCGACGGGGUAGUGUUUCGUGUUUGGAUAUUUUUUCACAGAGAAAUAAUAAAGUGUGCAUUUUAAGUUCAACGAUAGAUAGUGUAUAAGAUCUCGCAACUUAAGCUACCAGCUUGUAAACGUUUCUAAAACUUUAACAUAUUCUCUUGUGUGCAAAAAAUGGCCUCCAUAGGAUAAAGCAGCUCGUGAAGGACUGACAAAGUGUUUCGUUGUCCCGGAAGUGUUCAAAAUUUAUUCUACAAUGGCCGCCAAACCUCCGCAAGAUACCUCCGGGUUGGGCUACUCGUACGUUACACCCGGUGGAAUGUUUCUGCGAGUAAAAAAUACGCUUUCACAGUUCAGUGAUCUGUUCAGUGAAUUUAACAAGUAUAUUGCCCCAGCCUAUCAUCACGACCGCUGCGAACGUUCCGUCCAUAUGCGACUGUAUUCGAUGAACAAGCGGGAGUUUGUGGUUGUGUUUCUGGCGUUUUUCGCCUGCUUCGGGUUGGGAAUUUUCAUCGGAUUGGCAGGUCCACCUAUCACAAGCACCACAAUGGUAACAGGGAGCUCCCUGAUGCCAAACACGACCGGUUCCGGUAGCGGUGCGGAUUAUUUGGCCAAUGGACCGUUUGUGAUGCGAACUCCACUAAUGACGACGUACUCGCAACAACUAUGGUUAAUUGCGAACAUUGAGACGGAUAAUAACGACGAUGAAAUUUUCGACAAAAGCUUUCACGUUAGUGUUGGCAUCGAUGGCUUAACCGUAGACCAUAAACCGACAACCGUUCUAAGAGCAGAGCAUGGAAAAAACCGAACGCGACAUCUCAGCUGUUCACGGAAUACCUGCAAUGAGUUCAUCGUGUUGCAUUUAGGGUUUCUGGAUUACGCGCACUACAUCAUUACGGUGCGAUUCUAUGGCUUAGAGAGCUUCCAUCAUCGCUACAACAUCAACAGUGUGCAAUUCUAUUUUAAAACUUACAAUCCGGCCUUUACACAGAUUGAGAUUUGGUUUCGAUUUAUCUUUCUAUUGUUUACUUUUAUCGUGACCUGUUGGUUUGCACAUACCUUGCGCAAAUAUCCCAUCUACGAUUGGUCAAUCGAGCAACGCUGGAUGUCAAUCCUGUUGCCAUUACUGCUGCUCUAUAAUAACCCCAUCUUUCCGUUGAUUUUUCUGAUGAACAGUUGGCUCCCAGGAAUGAUUGACGCCAUCCUGCAGGCGACGUUUCUCUGCGGGCUGCUUCUGUUUUGGCUAUGCAUCUAUCACGGGCUGCGACAGAACGAGAGGAAAAUAUUGACCUUCUAUGUGCCGAAGCUAAUCGUCAUACUACCACUGUGGUUGUGCGCUAUCGUACUCGCGACCUGGGAGAAGUGCAACGAGAUGAAAGAUCCUACAUACAGUCACUUCGUGGACACUGAAAACUAUAGCGGAUUCAAAACAUUCUUCUACAUCUCCGGAGCCAUGUACCUGCUUUAUUUGCUGUUGUUGAUUUUGCGAGCGUACAGUGAAUUACGAUCCAUGCCUUAUUUCGAUAUGCGAUUGAAAUUCCUUACCUUGCUGAUGUUGUUUGUGCUGCUGAUUACGUUGGCCGUCACUAUGUGUCGUUUCGGUUUCGGCAUCCUGGAGGAUAACUUUGUCGCACAGCUGAACACUACAUACAAGAGCUCCGCCCAGUUUAUGGGUUUCUAUGGGUUACUGAAUUUCUAUCUGUACACGAUGGCAUACGUGUACUCGCCGAAUGGUAAACCUUUGCAUGAAGCUACCAUUACAAAGGAUAACCCAGCGUUUUCGAUGAUUAAUGAUUCGGACGAGGAAGUGGUGUACGGGUCGGACGAAGAAAGUCGACGACCGUUAAAUUCUUCAUGUGGCAAAGGGAAUGAUUACGAUAGUGACUAGAGGUGAAACUGGAUGCUUCCAAACAGCAGGGUGUAUUUUUUUUAUAAUCGAAGGGAUUUGUGUAGAAUCUGAUUGAAGCUGGGAGAAUCCAAACAGGCAUAUCUUUUCCGUCACCGGAGUUUGAAGUUCUAGGUGUGCUUUUUCCACGAAAAGUUAAAUGCGUGUUUGAAUGUUACUUUCUUUAAAUAAAAGGCCUUUACUGAUCGAUAAAUGUUACAGAUUUCCUA